Molecule: messenger RNA, 7712 nt
Organism: Oncorhynchus mykiss (rainbow trout)
Lineage: Eukaryota; Metazoa; Chordata; Actinopteri; Salmoniformes; Salmonidae
Source: RefSeq, a predicted model, not a curated record
CACUUUCCAAUAGCAAGGAAGGGGGCGGGAUUUCAAUAUCUUCUCGGGAGAGAGGUUCAUGGACAGUGGACCUCUGCGCUCGGUUGGUGCUGAAAAUAUGUAUCGGCUUCUGGCACCUCCGUACAAUCUACCUGCCGAUAUCGUUCGUGUCUUGGAUUAAAAAACGCCUAGCCGUUUUCUCAACACAUGCACCGAAGGCCUCGACCAGUGAAAACGAACAACUUCAGAUACUUAUCUUUUAGGCGUACACUGUGCGGUAAUGGAGAAGGACAAUGUAGCUAUCUAGCCAAAUUGCUAACACUGAGAGGACCCAGCACCAAAACUUCGUAUGGAGAUUAAAACGGUUAUCAAUCUAAUCUAUCAACGGAGGACAUUCACGCGAUUUGGGAUUUAUUCACUCACGGAGCCGGUGUGACUCCAUAUAGCUAACGUUACAGGAGCUGUAUCCCAGCAGACAUCUAGAGGCCCUGCCACACACAUCUGGCUAAAGAGAGGAAGAUCACAAGUGACACCACAGCAGGGGUGGAGAGAGCGACAGUGCCCGUUGGAAAACCUGUUGGAUUUAAGUUCUCUUUAUUACAGAUUAUCACACUGCUCUCCUAACUGCCACCCUCCCCCUUCACACACACACCCACACACACUCGCACAGACACUCACACAGACGUAGAGACGGACACGAACAGAGACGGCUAGACAGAGACUAACACAGACACACACAUAAUCACACACACUCCUCUAGAAGUAGCCCUAGAGAGUCACAUAAACGUCUCACAGUCACUCAGACUCGCACUCCGAGACUCAGUUGGUUCUCAGGGGUCGUGGUGGGAGGGUUCCCCCCCCCCUCUCGUUGCACUCCGCUGGGGGACGGAAGUAGAGGAAUGGCCCUGGGGGAAUGGCUGGCUGGCUGCCUCGCUCAGUGAGACAGAGGCUUAUGAAACUAACAAGCCCGCCUCAUCUUUCUCUCCUUGGCUAGCUAACACAGCUGGGCCUUGAGUCUACAGACACUGGGGAGGAGCUCAUCAGCCCCCCCCCCCACUAGGGAAUACAGCUUCUAAUCUUCAGGCCCUCAUCCUUCCUCUCUGGGUUCAACUUUACAUUGCUAUUUUUUUUUUUUUUUUUAUCCUUUUUUUUUUCAACCAUUUUUUCAGGAGGACCUUUUAAGGGUGUUUUGGAUAUGUGGGAUCGACCGCUGAGACUUCCUGCUUGUCUCCCAUUGGCUCAGGGAUGCCCCGACCAGGAAGAACAAAGUCUGAGAGUCCGUCUACGCGCACAUGGGCGUUUUUUAAGACGCUGUGUGGACUGAAGGGACAGCCAUUUAAUUAGUAAGGAAACUAGCUGACUUCUCGAUAUUCGUCUUCGCUGAUUUUUUUUUGCUCUCGUUUUUGAUGUUUUGUUUUUCCUAUCUCAUAUGACGAUUGAGCCGACCAGGGAGCAAAAUAACCAGAGACAAGAAUCCCACUUGGCCACAAUCAAAGGCCAUUUUGCUCUGCCUUUCUCUCUCCCUUGGUUGUUCUCUCUCCCUCAUUAUGCAUAUCAACUACCUGUUUACACACUAGACCAGCUCCAGUGAUAGCCUACCUUUCGAUCGAGGCAGAAAAGAAACGAUUAAGUUGCGAUCUUUUUAUGUCUUUUUCCCUGCGACAAAUCAAAAACCUUGCAGUCAGUCUCUACCUCCUCAAUCGCUUCAAACCCUUUUAAAAACGUCUGUUUCAGAACCAAAUCCGUACUCAAGUCGAAUCUGCAUCGCGGACCGAGUAGUGUACAGACUGAACAGUCGACAGACCGUCCAAGCUACAGACCAAAACAACCUGUCAUCUUAGUCUGGAAGGGGAGAAGGUUAUUGGGUCAAUGUCAUUGAACUGGACCAGAGCUCUUUGAAAUGUUAAGUUAUUGCUGCGGGCUUUCAUUGAACAGGGAAUGUAUAGCAGGUCAACCAAGGCGAUCUGCCUCAUCCCCCUGUACCUAACUGACAUUUUGACGCCCGAAAGUCGAGUUGAGUGUUUUUGAAACCGUUUCGGAGUCUAGGCGACUAGCUGAGAGUAGGAUUGUAAUGAAUUAAGAAGAAAUGUAAGUUAAAACCGCUUUCACCAAACCAUACGCAUCACGUUUUACUAGGACGUCCUACUUGUUUUCAUUUGAAAAGGGAGCGUCCAAGGUUUUUAUACUCCACACCCAAACAAUCAAGCCAUAUCACAGCUUUUUCUUCUUUUCUAUUUGUUGCACUAUUUUAUCUUUGUGUCGUAAAAUCACUAAGCCUUCAAUGAAGUUAUUUACCUCUCGCACGCACGCGCACAUUUCUUGAAAUUCCCCUUUAAAAUGUCAAGGCGUUGACCCAAAUCCACUGUAAGGAACCAGUUUAAAGACGAAAGGAAAAACCAAGCAAUUCAAAAGUUUCAGCCUUGAGAUUGACACACGAUUGAGCAGAAGUUGUUGUCGUCGCCCCCCCCCUAUAUAAGUCAGUAGUUCACGCAUAGAGCGGCAACGCCUCAAUCUUACAAGAGCACGUCUUUAAGUAGUGGCUCUGUUUACCUUUCAUGUUGACCUUUAUGUUGACCUGUGUGUUGUCCGGAGGACAGCACAACAAAGGCCUUAUCGCGGAGGCUCUUUAAGCCUCUAGCGGCUGGCAGAGUGCAUCUCAAUCAAAUACCCCCCCCUCUAUCUCUGUCUUACCCUCUCCUUUCAAAUAGCCUCUGUCUUAUCUUACCACCUCCUUAGACGAGGCCAACGGUCAAGUUGAAUAGACGUCAAACAACUUCAAGCAAAGGGACAGAGUUGUUUUAUUGAACACGCGGUUUAGGGAGGGGCCAAUCUACCCCUUCUUUCUUUUCACUCCCCCUCUUUCCUGGUGAACAUGCAGAAACGCUGGUCUUCUCUCGUCAUGGUCCGAUUGAGAAGGGGACUCCUCUACCUCCCUCUCUAACCACUUCAAUCCCUCUGUCUCUCCCUCUCUCCCUCUCUCUCUCUCUCUCUCUCUCUCUCUGUGCUCUUUCUCUUAAUCUCUCCCUCCCUCUUUAUCUAUAAUCCCUCCAUCCACACACCCCGAACAAAUCCUCCCUACCCCCUCAUCCCCACCCUCCCUGGGUGGGGUAAUUCCACCGUCCCCCCCCCCCCCCCCCCCUGAGUAAUCAAAGGCAUUAUAGCCCCCCUCCCCUCUCCCCCUGUGUGAUGCCGGGCAGCAGUAAGAGUGGGGGUGCAGGUGGCCUCCCCUCGCCCCCCCAUACCGCCUCCCCAUCCCGGCCACUUCGCCCGUCCCGCUACGUGCCCGUGUCGGCGGCGACGGCCUUCCUGGUGGGAUCCACCACACUCUUCUUCUGCUUCACGUGUCCAUGGUUGUCGGAGCAGUUCUCGGUUGUCGUGCCGAUCUACAACGGUGUCACCUUCCUGUUUGUCCUGGCCAACUUCUGCAUGGCCACCUUCAUGGACCCGGGCAUCUUCCCCAGAGCGGAUGAGGAUGAGGACAAGGAGGAUGAUUUCCGCGCUCCGCUCUAUAAGACGGUGGAGAUCCGGGGCAUCCAGGUCAGGAUGAAAUGGUGUUCCACCUGCCGCUUCUACAGACCGCCCCGCUGCUCACACUGCUCUGUGUGUGACAACUGUGUGGAGGACUUCGACCACCACUGCCCGUGGGUGAACAACUGUAUCGGCCGGAGGAACUACCGCCACUUCUUCCUGUUCCUGCUGUCCCUGACGGUCCACAUCAUGGGGGUGUUUGGCUUCGGCCUGCUCUAUGUCCUCUACCACACACAGCAGCUGGACACGGUCCACUCUGCCGUCACUAUGGCAGUGAUGUGUGUGGCUGGUCUCUUCUUCAUCCCGGUGGCUGGUCUCACUGGCUUCCACAUGGUACUGGUACAACACCACACACACCGGGGGAGAACCACCAACGAACAGGUGACGGGGAAGUUUAGGGGAGGAGUGAACCCUUUCACUAAUGGCUGUUGGAAGAACGUUUCUCACGUGCUCUGCAGCUCCCAAGCCCCCAGUUACCUGGGGAGGAAGAAGAAGCCUCACGGUGUGGUUGUCCAGCCUCCGUUCCUCCGGCCACAGCUCACAGAGACCCAGCUGGCCGCUAAGGUCCUCGACAACGGUAUCCAUGGAGACCUCCACCGGUCUAAAAGCAGUCUGGAGAUGAUGGAGAGUCAGUCGUGUGAUGCGGAGCCUCCUCCUCCCCCCAAACCAGAGCUCAGGUACCCCGGCCUGUCCAGAGGCCACCAGGAACAACACACAGAGGAGAGUAGUCUUCUGAGCAAAGCCCCGCCCACACCCACCAUGUAUAAGUACAGGCCGACCUAUAGCAGCCCGGGAAAGAACCACACUGCCCUCACUCAUGCCUACGCCAACCAGAUGAGUCGAGGGGACAGUCUAAAGGAGUCGUCUUCUCUGCUCCAGUCCAGCCAGCAGCCUGGCUUCCGCUCUGAACCCAGCCUGGAUGGGAGAGAGGCCCCAGGGGAGAGAGGGGGAGGAGGAUUGGGAGGAGGUGGAGACAGACCCGGAGGAGGGGGGUCAGUAGGGGGGGCACCAGGGUCAGGGGGUGGCGGUAUCCCCGGUUACUCCCUAGGGGGACGUUCCUACCCCUCCUUUUCAGACCCAACGGUUCUAUCUUCCAGUGGAGGGGGAGGGGCUUCCCGUUCUUCCAGCGUGCGUUCUGGCUCCGCCCACAAUGCGGCCCACAUCUCCGAGGCUACGACCUCCACGAGCUACAAGAGCCUGGCCAAUCAGACGCCUCCUCCGCGCAACGGCAGCCUAUCGUAUGACAGCCUGCUCACGCCCUCCGAGAGCCCCGACUUUGAGUCAGCCGCACCCGACAUGUCGCCUGGGCGCCACCGUACCCCCGCCCCGCCCCCCGUCCUGGGCUACUCCUCCCCCUACAUGUCGGCCCAACUCAGCCAGCAGAGAGACGCAGAGCUCCACCAGCCCUCCGCCUCUUCCGUAGCCCUCCUUUCCUCCCCACACCGCGCUCACUAUCUCCGCGCCUCCUCCUCCUCCUCCCCCCCGCCUCCCCCUGAGAGGGAGCGACUCCUCCAGGAAUCGCACUCCCACUCCCACCACUCUCAGCCCCCUCCCUCCUCCGCGGCCCCCCAACCCCCCCACCCACACCACCACCACCACCACCACAGCAGCCAUAGCUCCAGACCCCCCCGCUUCUCCCGGCCCCCGCUCCUGUCCGACUCGGCCGCCCCCCACCACUACCCGUAUCGCACCCGGUCCACGGACACCACCCUGGCCCCCUCCACACACCCCCCGCGCUCCCCCCACCCCCCGCCGCUGGGGAAGUCUCUGUCGUACUCUUCGGCGGCGGCGGCGGAGAUGCAGUACCGGAUGGUGCGCAAGGCGUCGGCCGGAGGGGGAGGGGGAGGGGGGGGCGGGAUCCAGGCACCUAAGGAUGAGAUUCAGAUGAAGUUGCUCAGCCGGACGAACGGGCAGCCCAGGUCCUCCCUUUCCUCCUCAGGCUCCACCCCUUCCUCCCCCUCUCACCCAAUCAGCAUGUCCACUCGCCCCGGACAGGCCUAUCCCAGCCCUGGAAACACCCAGAGCCCCGCCCACAAGCUGGGGGGCGGGGUGAAGAAGGUGACGGGCGUCGGCGGGACCACCUAUGAGAUUUCAGUCUGAGUUUGACGGGCGGCCACUCCGACUAAUGGUGUCAGGCGUUGGAGGUGAAGGAGGGGUCAGAGAUGGACUGAUGAUAUUUCUGCCUCUCGGGCCCUUCAGGAGAGAGGAAAGCUUUUAAUGAACAGACGUUUUAAAAGUUGCUCUUCUUCCAAAUGCGAUGGACUCCGGACUUCCUCUCUCAUUCAGAGACCUCCAGUCAAGGAACUACAGAACUAAUCGGGAGGAAGUUGUUUAACCAGUCACAUUCAAGAACACAAUGCACCAUUAUGACAUUGUGGGCGUAUGGGCCAAGGGAUCCAAUUAUACCCCUUAAGAGGCGGGACUCUUUGACAAUCCACCAAUUUCUGGACGGGUUGAACUCUGUGGGAAUGAUUGAGUGACAGUUAUGACUGGGUUUGCCUUUUAUUGGAUAAAACAAGGAAGAUCAAUAUGGCUGCGUUUACACAGGCAACUGGAUUCUGAUCUUUUUUUUUUUUACCAAUCAGAUCAGCUCUGAAAAAGAGCUGAUGUAAAAGGAUCUGAUUGAGCAAAAUAAAUCUUAAUUGGGCUGCCUGGGUAAAGUCUUUUUUUUUUUAAGAAAAGAAAUGUACUUUCAUUCAUUCAUAAAUGUGUAAUGAUUCAUUCUCUGUACAGAAUUAUAUGGUUUGGAAUUUAUGGUGAUUUCCUCCAAUCAGUGGCAUUUAAAGGUUACAGUGGCACGCUCCGGCCACUAUUGACCACUGUGAUUGGCUAGUGAUCUCGCUGCCAUUCUCUCUCGACCAAUCAGAAAUGGAGAUGCUAAACUGUAGUAGACGGCAGGGUCAUUGGUAGAGUUCGUUUUGCCCGGCUCAGUGCCCCGGGUGGGUGGAGAUUUUUCUUAAGGACCAAUGGAAUGGUUAAAAAAUAUAUAUAUCGCUGGGUCUGUACUUUAAAGAUGGAGCGGCCUUUUCUAAACAAACUUUAGAGCAAUGGCCUUGAAAAUCAAGAAGAUAAGUGUUUUUUAUUUUUUUUAUUUUACAUAUUUAAUUUCAAAAUGUUAUUUUAUAUGAAUUUCUCUCUCUAUAUAUAUAUAGCUGUUGAUAAGAUCAAUAUUUUUUUGAAUGGCCUGAAAGGGGUUUUUCUGGUUUGAGUUAAUUUCAGAAUUGUAACCAAAACAGGGGAAAACUGUUGCCGUGUUCAUGUUCUAGUCGGAACUUGGACAUUUCUAACUGGCUAACAAGUGCCGCGUCGAAAAUGUCAGUUUCCUAGUUCCGAUUUUAGCGCUAGAGCGCGGCUCAGUUGUAUUGAUGGCUGCACCAGCCAAUCAGAGGCUGGGUUUUGAGUCUUCCCGCCAAAGAGAGUAGCUGGACAAUUGUUAUAUGGUUCAGCUAAUGGGAACCAAUGUAUAUGAUAAAAGGCCAUGUAGCAUUUUAAAGUCCUUUGAUACACAGUAAACCACUCGACUUCUCGUGGGGCAUAUUUCAGAGACAAGUUAUCGUUGUACCUUCUGGUUGUUUACUUCUGAGCUUUGUAAUAAUUUGUCUGAAAUGGCACCCUAUUCACUAUAUAGUGCACCACUUUUGACCAGGACCUAUAAGGAAUAGGGAGCCAUAACACACACAACCAAUGUUUCGUUUUAUUGGUCCAGAUAAUGACGUCUCCGGUUGCCACUAGCUGACCUAUCUGGAAACUAGCGAGGAUCACAUGCUUUGCCGUGACCAAUCCGUAGAGAGCAAGAGAUUCAUUUCAGCCUACUCUUUUAUUCGUUAACGGUUAAACCAAUGAGAUGGACAGCUGAAAAAAAGUCAGUAACAUCCUUUUUAUAUUUAUUUUUUACUUUCCUUUGCAAGAUUUUUAGGACAAUUUACAGGGCAUUGCUAUAAACCGACAGUUUGUUUGACCAGUCAGGAGAGUAGAAUGAAACUAAAUGGGCUAGGACUAAAAGAGCACGUCGCCCAAUAAGGCAAAGACGUUUGACUGCCAUCAGGAACAGCCAAUGCCCUUGCAGAUGUUUAGACAAGUACGAGCCCGGGACUUGGGUGUUUUGAAAUAAAAAUAAAUAAAAAGAUAUGUACUAUAUAGCUGUGUGUGUGGGCGUGUGCGUCUGUGAGUGUUUGAGCAUUGGUAAUAAAGUAUUUAAAACCAAA